AUGGAUUCACGAUCAUCAAAGCAUCCUUCAAAACACAGGGGGGUCACAAUGAAUGUUAUCCACUGUUAUGCACCCACCAAUGAAGACGAUAAAGACCAGUUUUAUGAGAGGCGGCAAUCGACUAUAGAGAAGAGACCAAGAGACGACCUGACCAUCCUGAUAGAAGACCUAAACUUCAAG
This is a messenger RNA of Schistosoma intercalatum, 180 nucleotides long. NCBI's taxonomy places the organism in Eukaryota, Metazoa, Platyhelminthes, Trematoda, Strigeidida, Schistosomatidae. The record is from the annotation of a GenBank genome assembly.